Messenger RNA from Capronia epimyces CBS 606.96, 957 nucleotides. RefSeq names its product myo-inositol-1(or 4)-monophosphatase. Gene Ontology annotation, molecular function: inositol monophosphate 1-phosphatase activity. The transcript has a single exon. Bases 1 to 957 code for a protein of 318 amino acids. The record is from RefSeq and is a predicted model, not a curated record. Gene Ontology annotation, biological process: inositol metabolic process; signal transduction; phosphatidylinositol phosphate biosynthetic process. NCBI's taxonomy places the organism in Eukaryota, Fungi, Ascomycota, Eurotiomycetes, Chaetothyriales, Herpotrichiellaceae.
AUGGACAUUGAUCUCGCGCAGCUGCGAGACCGGCUGGUCACGAUCGCACUCCAGGCCGGAGAGAUGAUCACGAGCGCAAAACCCAGCACUUUGUCGUCCGGCACGAAGAAGAACACGGCCGACCUGGUGACGGAGACGGACCGGGCAGUGGAAGCGUACAUCUCGACGGAGCUGAAGCGGCUGUACCCUUCGUUCGCGUUCAUGGGCGAAGAGACGUACACGCCCGGGCAGAAGCUGGGCCCGGAGCCGACGUUCGUGGUCGACCCGAUCGACGGCACCACCAACUUCGUGCACCGCCACCCCUACGUCAGUGUGAGCCUGGGCUUUGCGGUCGACAAGGUCCCCACCGUCGGUGUCGUCUACAACCCCUUCACGGGGAAAUUGUACUCGGGCGUUCGGGGCCAAGGGAGUUAUGUGCGAGAGGUGGGGGGGACGGGAAACCCAACGACAACGACAACAGAACCAAAAUCAGGAACAGGAACGGCAACAGAAACAGAAACAGAUACAGACAUACACCGUCUUCCAUUACAGGACCCCGCACCCCUAACAGGUCUGGAUUCUUGUAUAGUCAUCUCCGAGUUCGGGUCUGACCGGUCCGGGUCCAACUGGAAGACCAAGGCCGACACCUGGGCCCGUCUGGGCCGGAGCAAAGACGAGGGCGGCGCCAUGGUCCAUUCGGUCCGCGCCCUGGGCAGCGCCGCCCUCAACCUCUGCGCCGUCGCAGAGGGCUCGCUCGACGUCUACUGGGAAGGCGGCUGCUGGGCCUGGGACGUCUGCGCCGGCUGGGUCAUCCUCACUGAGGCCGGCGGAAUCAUUGUCGAUGCCAACCCCGGUACUUGGCACGUCCCGGUCGACCAUCGCAAGUAUCUGGCCGUUCGGGGUGCGACCUCGGGCCAGAAGGAGCUGGUCGAAGAGUUCUGGGCCAAUGUCGAGGGGACUCUGCACUAUGAGCACUGA